Molecule: messenger RNA, 1199 nt
Organism: Phlebotomus papatasi
Lineage: Eukaryota; Metazoa; Arthropoda; Insecta; Diptera; Psychodidae
Exons: 1
Coding region: 66-1115 (349 amino acids)
Biological process (GO): rRNA processing
Source: RefSeq, a predicted model, not a curated record
GAGCUAGUGGCGCCCCCAUUGAGGUUAUGUUAGCUGGGAAAAAAAGGUAAACAACUUUCCCGGAAAUGAAUUUCCUGGUGAUUUUUCGGCAAUUAUCAAUUCUGAGGGGCUUCUGUGGUAGGAAGUUUCACACAUCAUCCCAGUUGGACAAGCAGAAACUCCCUACGUUCAGUGUCAAUAGACAGAGCAAAAUCAUGAGCAAGUUGAUGCAUGGAAGGGACAAGGGAAAGCGACAUUGGUAUGAAAGUCGCAUUCCGGGGGGUGCUCAUGUUGGAGCAGCGUCUGCUAGGGCUAUUAGCAACCCCGAAGGACAGCCCAGGCACGUCCUGAAGCGCGUCACUGUCCUCAAUAAGUUGUUUAUGAGGAACAUUGCUGAUAUCAUGGCAACUGGGGAGCUUUCCCAGGAGAUUGUGGGCAAGGGAUUGGAGAUUUGUCGCGUUAAAAUCUCCCCGGAUUUCCAUCAGGCCUAUGUGUACUGGCUGGCGAAGGGAACGGAUGAAGAUGAGGAGUUGGAGAAGCUUCUAACGAGGAUUUCAGGAAAGCUGAAGCACGAACUGUCCCAGUUGAGAUUGAUGGGGGAAGUUCCUAAGAUUACCUUCCUCAAAGAUCUGAACUACUCGAAAUUUUCAGAUGUGGACAGACUACUCUCCAAAGCGGAUUUCGGAGAGGACUACGUGCCACUUCACAUGGGACAGAAGCAUAAGGAAAACAUUGUUCUGGACAAGGGCGAGGAAGUUUUCCCUUCAGACUACCUUCCAGAGAUGCGCCAGGACGUCUUUGGCCUCAAUCACGAAGAGAUCAUGAAGAAAAUCACCAGGACGAUUGGCAAAACGCGAUCAGCCUGGGAAAAGUACGAAUUUGGAGCAGAAACUGAGGAAGAUCCUAAAGAAUGGCGUCCGGAAAGGGAUCUAAAUUCCCUGGCAGCUGCAGAUUCUCGCCUCGAGGAGAGAUUCAACCAGUUCCUGCUCAACACCAGAGGCAAAUCUGAAGUUCCAGAGAGAAAAAAGUAUCGUCCGGAAAUCCAUAUGAUGCCCAAGGAAGAGCCCUGGGAAGAACCCGUAGACAAUUCCCUCUUCGAGGAGGAUUCUUUGGAUGAAAACUACCCAGAAAAGUAAUAAAACACUGAUUUUUUUGGAUCUUUUCCAUUUAUUUCACGGAAAUAAAUCUUAAAAGUCUGAUGACUGGUCAGGAUACAAAAA